This is a messenger RNA of Betta splendens (Siamese fighting fish), 5518 nucleotides long. RefSeq names its product tumor protein p53 binding protein, 1 (gene tp53bp1). The transcript has 29 exons. Gene Ontology annotation, molecular function: histone binding. Lineage: Eukaryota; Metazoa; Chordata; Actinopteri; Anabantiformes; Osphronemidae. The coding region runs from base 204 to 5384 and encodes 1726 amino acids. Gene Ontology annotation, biological process: positive regulation of transcription by RNA polymerase II; DNA damage checkpoint signaling. Gene Ontology annotation, cellular component: nucleus. The record is from RefSeq and is a predicted model, not a curated record.
CUGCCUUUGCAUCUUUACAGUACGUGCCAUGCGUGUGUUCUCCACACCCUGACUCUGAGCAAAACAGAGGCAAGGCAGGACUGAAGGAUGUUGGACGCGUUAUUAGCUUAUUGCAACCACCGGGACACUGGACGAUUUUGGAAACCCAGACGCGCCGAUUCCUAAGCUAACAGCAGCCCGACUCCAGUCCUCGGUCUGACCUUAUGGAUCCCGGGGGAAGCGAACUGGACUCCAGCCUGCCGCAGCCUGAGAACCCGUGUCUGAUCGUGGAGGACUCUCAACCGGACAGCGUCGCCUUAGAGGACGAUCCCGAGACCAGCUACCGGGCUCUGUUGGCCCGCCGCCUGUCCAGUCUGCAGCCCACCGCUCGCAGCCCGGUCCUGGAACUGAUAUCCUCACCAAUGGGAAGCAGAAGUUCAGGGACUGACAGUCAAUCAGAGAGCUCCCAGUAUAAAAACCAGGUUGAAUCCGCCAGUAGUCUUGUAGCAACCAACCCCAGCUCAGCAUUCCAGGAGGAGAGUCAAGUUCUACAGAUCUGCCCUCCAAACAAGAAAAAGUGUACAACAGAGGACACAGAUAUGGAUUCCAGGGCGGAUUCUACCACACACUGUGCUCAGACUGAAGAGGGAACCUCUCAGUUUGGUUUUCUUGAGCUUUCUCAGAGUCAGGAUCUGCGCGGUGAAGUGGAGAACAGUAAGGAGGAGGACAAUGACGUCAUCCCUCAGUCAGACAGUGAGAGACGUGCCAAAUCAGCAGCAGAGCAAAACAUCGGCUCCAGCACGUCAGUGGGUCAAGACAACAAAUCAGCGAGGUCUGAGGUGAGCUCCAGUAGCUCACCGACCUCUCCGGGUCAGGCAGGGAGGCAGCUGAGUGUCGAGGUUCUGCUGCACUCGGAGGGACUUCGGGAUUCUAAUGAGCAGGCCUCUGAAAUCCUGUCCUCACAGGACGACCUGUUCGACGGUGACAAGACAAGUGCUGCAGUGGACAGCACAGUGUCUGAGCCUGAGCAGAAGGCUCCCUGCACCCUGACUCCAGCCCACACCCUGGGACUGCUGCAUCUGUCUGGGCAGGGGACGCUGGUGCAGGAAAGUCUGUCCCAGAGCUCUGAUUUUGUAGCCCCUACCCCCGAUAACUUCUCCCACACCCCUUUAAUCGUUCCCAGCUCACCAACUGGACCAGAGGAUGAACACGGUUCAGAUGAACCCAUGGACACUUCACUUCCACCCGAGGAUGGAGCAAUGGACAAGGAGGAGGAACCAAUGGAGACAGAGGCCGGCUCCAAGCCACACCCAACCGCUUCUACGCCCGUAUCCCACAAUUCCCCUGGUUUUGUGUUGGAGCGCACCUUGUCUGUCCCCUCGCAGCCAGAGUUCUCUCAUGACGUCUUUGUCCCCACACUGAGUCAGGAGAGUCAACAACAGUCCAAUAAGAAGACACCAUCAUCUCACGAGACACAGUCUCAGCGUCUGGAGUCGGCGUCAUUCACUAUGCCUUUGCAGCUAUCUGUGAACACAGAGACCAAUAACUCAGCUCAGCAGACCUCAGAGCAGAUUGACGAGGACAGCCAGGCCACGCAGAUCGAGGAACUGGAAGAGCCGCCUGCUGUCGACGCCAGCGACUCUGUGACUUCACACAGCGGUCAGAGGUGCGAGAGCAACGGUGUCUCGUCACAAUCACAAACUGCUAACGGCGCCACAGCUUCCAGCUCCUCAGAAUCACCAAAGCACCGCAACGAAUGUGCCAAGGCCGAGCAAUCCAAUGUGUCACAGACGUCAGAUGUGAACAACAAAAUGACUGUAAAUCCACAAAAUGUGAAUGUAAAAGACAGAAAGACUGACACAGAUGCAGGUUCCACUGACGCGGUGUCCUGUUCUCAAACAAAGAUGGAUUCUGUGGACCUGACUGCUAACUGCUGUGUGCAGGAGACACCCUCAGACAUUACACCCUGCAGUUUGGCUUCUCAGACUGUGAACUCUCAGGCAUCUGCUGUGAAAAGCUCUGUGGAUGUGAGAGAAGAAGAAGCCACAAAGAGUCCGCAAGUAAAACCACAGCAAUGCGAAAAGGUUGGGAACAGCCAGAUAGAUGGAAAUACCACAGAUGAGCAUGAGCAGGGUGCCACAGAAGAGGCGGAGGUGGUGAUGGAGGAGCCAGAGGAGGAGAGGACAGCUAGAGGUGGGGAUACAGGAAUGGCUCUGCUCCUCUCCCAGAGCCAGCUGUUGUCUCCUGAGCCCAUGGAGGAAGAGGACAGCGUCAUUGUAGUUACAGAAAGCGACAGAGAGUCUCAGAUGCCCAGCAUAGAUGGGACGCCUCAGUCAAAGACCAACAAUACUCAGCCAGUCAGAGUCGAGGAAUCCACCUCCACCAAUGGCCGCGAGUCCCAGCCUCGGCCGAAGGAGAAGGCGGCUCCUGACACGCUCUCCCAGACUGAGAAAACGGGUCCUGAGCCAGAGGUGCUCAAAGAGAAGAGCCUCAGUGAUAGUUCAGGAGAUAUUUCCUUUCACUUCACCCUGCCUAAAGAAGGUGAGCUGAUUGGUUCAGCCGUUGGUGCCACGCCACCUUUAAUCAACCAGCUGAAGCAGACGCUGAGACACAGCACUCCCAUCGAAAUCAGCUGCUUUUCUGAAAAGCCCGAUGUGGCGGGGGAUGUUUCUGGAGAUGUGGCGAUGGCUGGCAGUGACAUCAUGCCUGGAGGAAGUGGAGAGGAAACCACAGAAACGGGAGAUGGGAAGCUUAGCUUGAGGAUGAAGUUGGUGACUCCUGUUGAAGAGGGCAGCUCAGAGCGUUUCAGCCUGCAGAAGCCAACACUAUCAGAAGAUGAUGGAUCGGUUGUCAAGACUAACGCAGUUGCCAAGGCUGUAACCAGCUCGGUGUUCAGUCGAGUCAGACAGGUUCACAGACAGCAGGAUGCAGAGGAAGACGACACAACACCGGUCAGGGCGGAGCUGUUCGCCUCGCCACAGAGGAACUCCCAGGAAUCACUGCUGGGAUGCAACAGCUUCCCGAACAAUCAAUCGGAGCCUUCACAGCAGGAAGCAGCAGCAGCACCUCAGCAGAACCCCAAGGAACCGCCAGAACCUGAGCAGUCCAAGGAGAGGCGAAGGCCGCCUGAGGCCUCGGAGCCUCCCACCUCAAACGGGUCAGAUGCCAGGCAGAAGGCGGCUUCUCAGCAGGCCUUCGACAUCACCAUCACCUCCACUCCAACCAACAAGCUCCGUCAGCGGACGGUCUCUCAACAGACCAGCUCUGAGGCCCUGGGCUUGCGCUCCCCAGCUGGCAGGGGCGAUUCAGAGACUCCGUCCUUCAGGAAAAACGCAGGGCCUGCCCACCGAAGACACGUGCGAACCAUCCAAGAAGUGCGGACCACCAUCACAAGGAUCAUCACAGAUGUGUAUUAUGAGGACGGUAAAGAGGUGGAGCGCAAAGUCACUGAGGAGAACGAGGAACCAGUGGUGGACUGCCAGGUACUGGACGACAUCUCCCCGUGCCGCACAGGCAGCUCGGUGACCUCUGGUGACCUUGGUGACAUCAGCUCUCUGUCGUCCAAAGCCUCCAGCCUGCAGCACAGCUCAGGAGGAAUCAGCAGCAACGCCGGCCUCAUCAGACCAGACUUCAUCAUGCCGCCCAGCCGAGGGCCCAAACCCACCAGUCCCAGAAGGGGAGGUGGGCAACAACAGAGGGGUCACAGGGGUCAAAGGGCAGGGUCAGUGGUCACAAAGGGCAGAGGCUUCGGCAACAUGGGGUCCCGGGCCUUCGUCCCGCUGACCCCCAGAGGAAGGGCUAGAAGGGGCCGCCCCCCAUCCCGCUCCUCCUCGUCCAGGGGAGGUGCUGCUGGCUCUCUGCAGACACUCAGUGCUCAUGGCCAGCCUCUGUCCUCCUCAGAGGAUGAGCCCUACACUCGCAUGCUCCCCCCACGCCUUCCCGUCAGCCCCACAGACAUAGAGCUGCCCAGCCACUCAGACUCCCUCAGGUCAUCACCGGAGGAGACAAGCUCAGCUGGAAGCAGCUUCGUUGGCCUGCGUGUGGUGGCCAAAUGGUCGUCAAAUGGCUACUUCUACUCGGGCCGCAUCAUCAGCGAUGCAGGAGAGGGGAGAUUUCGCCUGCGCUUUGACGACGGCUACGAGUGUGAGGUGGCGGGGAAGGAUGUCCUGCUGUGUGAUCCCGUUCCCCUGGAGACAGAGGUCACCGCCCUGCUGGAGGACGAGUACUUCAGCAUAGGUGUUGUAAAAGGCCAUAAAACCGAGGGCCAGGAGCUGUUCUACCACGUGGAGAGGGACGGUCAGAGACAGUGGUACAACAGGACCUCGGUCAUCCUGUCGCUGGAGCAGGGAAACCGGCUGAGGGAGCAGCACAGCCUCGGACCCUACGAGCCCACCAUUCCCCUGGCCAAGGCCUCCGACAUCAGUCUGGAUAACCUGGUGGAGGGGAAGCGGAGGCGCAGGGGAAACUCAACAGCCCAGAACACACCAAACCGCUCUUCCAGCAGCCCCAGAACUCCAGGACCCUCCGGCAAGAGGAAGCUGAUUACCUCUGAGGGCACAGGGUCGCCGUCAAAGAGAGGCCGCAGGGGGGCGGGCAGAGCUGCUCAGCGGGUCAGUGUCUGUAACACUUCUGGCAGCGGCACCGAUCUUCCCGGUCAGUCUGAUGUAGCGGAGACCCACGGCCCAAUGCCCCAGAAUGCAUCACUCUUUAUGGGCUUCGCCUUUAUGCUAACGGCUUCGUCUGAGAGCGAUCGACUGACCAACAAGCUCAGCAGCGACGAGGAGGAGGAGGAUUACGUGCAAACAGGUCCAUACAACAAAGCUUACACAGAGUCCCAGCUGCAGGCAGGUGGAGGCUUCAUCUUGCCCGACUUCAACGAAGAACAGUGCAAAGCUGCCUACCAGAGCCUGCUCAUUGCAGACCAGCACUGUCGUACCAGGAAGUACUUUCUGUGCUUGGCCAGCGGUGUGCCGUGUGUGUCGCACAUAUGGGUGCGUGACUGCUGCAAAGAGAACAAGCUGCUCAACUACAGGAACUACCUGCUGCCUGCUGGCAUGGGGCCAGAUGAUGCCAUCGUGGAGUGGCAUCCCCGCAGCAGCCCGUUCAAAGGCCUGCGUGUCCUCCUGGUGUUUGAGAAGCCAGUGGAUGUGUGGGCACAGCUGAUCACCAUGGGUGGAGGUUCCUCUGUCCGACACUUCCACGCAGACAAGGACAGCGCUGACAUUCCUGUCGACAAGUACGACGUGGUGGUGACGGACGGUGCCUGUCCGCCUUUGGUGGUGAAUAGUGUGAAGUCCCAGGAAGUGCCGCUAGUUUCUGCUGAGUGGCUCAUCCAGAGCCUGAUCUGUGGCGAGCGCCUGGAUUUCAGCAACAAGCCUCAGUUUUACCACGACUUCUCCUCGUAAUCUGACUUUGCGUGCGAAAUGCCUUCAGCCAUGUUCAGUGUUUGACAUCAGUUCUGUUGCAUGCCUCUGCUGUACAUACAUUCAUCCUGUCAGUUUUUAGGGAAUAAUAAAGGUCGCAAUUUGUUUCAUUUUAA